Messenger RNA from Suillus plorans, 1833 nucleotides. RefSeq lists its product as uncharacterized. Gene Ontology annotation, molecular function: magnesium ion binding; phosphopentomutase activity. NCBI's taxonomy places the organism in Eukaryota, Fungi, Basidiomycota, Agaricomycetes, Boletales, Suillaceae. Bases 1 to 1833 code for a protein of 610 amino acids. The record is from RefSeq and is a predicted model, not a curated record. Gene Ontology annotation, biological process: purine ribonucleoside salvage; carbohydrate metabolic process. The transcript is spliced from 21 exons.
AUGAAUACACCUUUGAAGGAUCUUGUUGAGGAGUGGCUUCGCCUUGAUCCAAAUGAAUCCACAAGAAAGGAUGUGGAACAUUUGUGGAAUAAUAACGCCGUUGGCGAGUUAGAAAGACGUAUGAGGACACGCAUAGAAUUCGGCACCGCAGGUCUGAGGGGAAAGAUGGAGGCCGGAUGGUCUCGCAUGAAUGAUCUGAUCGUGAUUCAGGCAUCUCAGGGAUUGUGCGCCUAUGUCCUCGAACACAUUCAGAAUGCUGCUACCCGCGGAGUAGUCGUAGGACAUGACCACCGGCACAACUCGGAGAGAUGGGCUCAGCUAACUGCAACUGCUUUCAUCGCCAACAAUGUCAAAGUUUACCUGCAUGAUGGACUUGUACAUACUCCAAUGGUUCCAUUUUCCGUAAAAGCGCUCAAUGCCGCCUGUGGAGUCAUGAUCACAGCAAGCCACAACCCGAAGCAAGACAAUGGCUACAAGGUUUAUUGGGAAAAUGCAGUCCAAAUCACCGGGCCGCAUGAUGUUGGAAUUGCACAAUCCAUCAUGCAACACUUGGAGCCCAGAGUGCAUGAUGCUUCUCGGGUAAUGGAAUCGGACCUGUGCAUUGAUUGUACGGAGGAGAUGAAAAAAGGGUACUUUCAUUCUCUCAGCAAUCUGCGCGCAAAGAUGUUAUCAUUUGACGGAGCUUCAGUGGCGUUCGUAAAUACAUCUAUGCAUGGUGUUGGGGAUCCAUUUACAUCCAAAGCCUUCGAGAUUGCCGGAUUUUCGCCUUACACACCCGUUAAGGAACAGCAGCAUGCAGAUCCCGAAUUUCCAACGGUGAAGUUCCCAAACCCUGAAGAAAAGGGUAAUGACUACCCACUUUUCUGUAAUUAUAGCUCUGACGACGAAGCUUGCAGGCGCACUCCUAUAGCUACGGCGGACGCUAAAGGGGCAUCGUAUGUUCUUGCACAGGACCCAGACGCAGAUCGCUUCUCUGCAGCUGAAAAUUGUGAUGGAAAGUGGGUAACAUUUACUGGUGAUCAGCUCGGAACAUUGUUUGCCUAUCAUGUAUUCGAGACCUACAAGGCCUCCAGCAAGCCAAUAGGCAAGUUGGCCAUGGUUGCUUCAACAGUCAGCUCCAAGAUGGUUGAAGCCAUGGCGCAAAUUGAAGGGUUUCGCUUUGUCGAUUGUCUCACAGGCUUCAAGUUCAUUGGCAACACUGCUUUAGAUCUUGUCCAGGCCGGAUAUGAAGUACCUUUUGGAUAUGAGGAAGCCAUAGGGUACAUGUUUGGUUCUGAAAUCAGAGAUAAAGAUGGGGUGGCCGCAACUAUGGUAUUCGCACAACUUGCUGCAAGCUUACGAGCACGAGGCACCACAGUUUCCGCACAUUUACAAGAAUUAUAUCGAAGAUAUGGAUAUUUCGAGACGAGCAAUAGCUAUUUCGUCUGUACUGACCCUCUUGUCAUCGAGAAUAUCUUUAGGAGGAUUCGCUCUUCUGGUGAUAUGGGCUCAUCUCAAGGACGCUCCUAUCCAUCCUCAAUUGGCGGGUUGCGGAUACGGAGCGUUGUCGAUCUAACGGCAGGGCACGGUUAUGAUAGCACGAACGCACCCACUUAUCAGCCCAAAUUACCGUUGUCCUUAGGGCAUAUGAUGCAGUUCAGAGCAUCAUCCGAUUCAGACGACUCUCGGAUCGUCCUGACAAUUAGGACAAGUGGGACCGAACCAAAGAUCAAGUACUACCUCGAAGGCAGUGGGAGCAACCGCCAAGCUGUGCACAGCUUACUCGGUGGUGUAGUGGAUGAUCUAGCAGAAGAUUGGAUGAAUGCCGCUGAGAACGGACUGGGCCGGCCAUGA